Molecule: messenger RNA, 447 nt
Organism: Mya arenaria
Lineage: Eukaryota; Metazoa; Mollusca; Bivalvia; Myida; Myidae
Product: 3'-5' ssDNA/RNA exonuclease TatD-like
Exons: 1
Coding region: 1-447 (148 amino acids)
Molecular function (GO): hydrolase activity, acting on ester bonds
Source: RefSeq, a predicted model, not a curated record
AUGGAAAUAGACCUUAUCGGAUCUUGUGCAAGCUUCUGUGAUCCUAAGACGUGGCCAACAAACAGACAACUUCAGGGUCUUCCCGGGAGUUUGGCAGUGGCGGUAGGGAUCCACCCAAGGCAUGCCAGCAACCACCAAUAUGCACGAGAGUCUUCAGAUCUCAAAAGAUUGGAAGUUCUUCUGCGCCAGAAAAGGGUUGUUGCGCUGGGAGAGAUUGGUGUGGACCAUUCGGAGAGGCCGCAUCAUUGGCACCAUCAAUUGGAGCUGCUGGACGUCAUUUUGCCACUAGCUCAAGAGAAACAGACAGUUAUUUUCCACUGUAGGGGAAUGCAGAAUGAUGACGGGACGGAGGCGUAUCUGGUAUUGCUGCACUAUGCCAAGAAAUACCUGAACAAGGACCACACAAUGUAUCUCCACUGCUUUACUGGAGACAGUUACGUCCUCUAA